Messenger RNA from Neospora caninum, 3636 nucleotides. RefSeq lists its product as hypothetical. Lineage: Eukaryota; Apicomplexa; Conoidasida; Eucoccidiorida; Sarcocystidae. Bases 1 to 3636 code for a protein of 1211 amino acids. The record is from RefSeq and is a predicted model, not a curated record. Gene Ontology annotation, molecular function: metal ion binding. The transcript is spliced from 5 exons.
AUGCCGUCAAAACGAAUCAUUGAGGAGGAGAAAAAACGCCUCUCGAGGCUCGGUCCGCUGGCGUCGGACGCCGAGACCCCGCCGCGGAGCAGGGAGAAGAGUCGCGGGAAACGGAGGCGCGAGAGGACCGACAAGCGCAGCGGCGACGCGUCUCGAGCCGACUCGAGCGCCUCCCGCUCGGCGAAGCACGAGUCGCGGAACGAGAGGAAGGACCGCGGCCAGAAGAAGGUUGCAAAGCUUCCGUCUCUCUCCAAGGUCGCCUGCCUGCCGUCGCCGACUGAUCGGAACUACUUGAAGUGUCUCUCGCGAGUUGUGGGGAAGCGAGGAGAACCUCUCGUUUGGUUCAAGAAAUCCGGUUCGCCGUGGUGGCCCGGCCUCGUUUGUCACCCGUCAGACCCCUGCUUGAACCCGCCGCUCGAGCCUCGCGAGCGCGUCAUUCGCCCGAACCGUGUGCUGGUUCUCUCACUCGGAAUCAAUACGUACUACUGGACACAGCCUUCAAACACCCGCGACUUUCGCCUCGCCUAUGACGACUUCGCCCCCAUCGCGAAGAAGUUGAACAAGGCCUCGCGUGUCGCGCUUCAGACAGCGUUGGAAGAGUGCAUGUGGAAGGACAACCCUGACUGGACGUCGAUGUCGACUUUGAUGCGCCAGGCGGAUCAGUUGUCUGACGACGAAGACUGGUUAACUGACCACGAAGAGAGUUCCGACGAAGAUGUUUCUGCCCUCUCCGCUCUGCCUGCCUCGGACACCGCCGCAGAGGUUGCGCCGAGCCGCACGUCUCGGACGAGUCGCGCCUCAGAAGAGAGAAAAGAGGCCCACAGAAAAGAAGCCAGGUCGCGGAGAGGAAAAGACACGCGGCGGGGUUCGCGGGGAGACGGCGCGGUCUCAGAUCGCAAGAGAAGAGCCGGAACGGCAGAAGAGAAGACGCGGGAGACGAGAGAGAGCGGCGUGGAAGCUCGGAAAAGCCUGCACGAAAGGAUUGCAGAGCUGAGGAAGCGUGGGAGGAUCCGGAACUCUGACGCGAAGUCGGCGUCGCCUGAAAGAAAGAGUGGAAGUCGAAGCGGUCAGACCGAAAGAGAAAAGAAAGCAAAGAGGCGGAACUCCUCUCGCUCUUCGAGCUCGUGUUCACGCUCCGGUUCAGCCUCUUCUCGGUCUCCAAGUCGGUCGACUUCUGGAGAAGGCGAAAACGGAGUCAAGGGCGAAGACGCAAGGUCCAGCACGUCGAGCAGAAGCGAUGGGAGCGGGAGCGACAGCAGUUCUCCCCAGUCUCGAUCUCGAUCGCGGUCGUCGUCACAGCGGUCGUCUCGAUCGUCAGGCUCUUCGAGGUCUUCCUCGCGCUCUGCCUCGGGGUCGAGGGCUUCGUCUCGUCGCUCGUCAAGCGCGAAGAGCGGUGGAAGUGGUGAGGAGACAGCGCAGAACGAAAACGGAGACUCCUCGGCGUCCAGGGGCAACAGCGAGGGGGGUCGGCGGUCGAGUCGCGGGACGAGCGACGGUGAAGACAGUUCGCGCUCCUCAGAGAGCGAGGGCAGCGAGUCGGAGGCGCGGAGCGAAGCAUCCAAACGCGACUCGGAGCGCGCUUCGGAGACACCCGCGGCGGCAGAGGAAGUUGAAAAGACCAGGAGCGCGCUGGAGGAGAUGGCUGCAGCGCGUGCCUCGAAGAGCGAAGAGAUGGAUGUUGAUGCGGAACACAGCGAAAAAGAAGCGAGUGGAUCCCGCUCGCCAUCUUCUGCUUCGUCUUCGCGCUCGAGGAGUGAAAGUCGCGAGAAGGCACCGGGUUCUCCCUCUUCGCGGUCUUCCGCGGCCUCUCGGGAGUCGAGUGUGAAGUCGCGUGACAGUGAAGCAAGUGAAGACGCUAAGAGCAAAACUUCUGCGUCUUCUCGAGCGUCUUCUCCUGCUGCGUCUGCGCAUGAGAACGCUGAGGAAGCGGGCUCCUCUCCUGCGUCGCGCUCGUCUUCGCCGGAUGCGCAGGCCGAAGGCGCUGGGGAGAACGCGGAGACGAUUUCGAGUGGAGACGAAUCGGCGUCUUCGCGCCGCAGUUCCGUCAGCGAGGGAGACAGGGGAGCUUCGCGCAGUGGAAGCGGCUCGGAGGAGAGCAGAGGCGAGGAAGGAAACGAGAAGGGAGACGAGGUCGAAGAAGGGACGCGUCAGGGGAGCCGCCAGGAGGGCGCUGCGAGGAGGCGGAGUCGUUCGCCGUCCGUGCAGGAACAAGAGAGAGAAGAGAAGGCCGAAGUGAAGCGCAGCAGGAAGAGAAGAGAGAAGGAAAGCCGUGCGUCGCGUGGGAGCUCUGGGGGAAAGAGAGACGAGAAGAAGCGCUCGGAGAAGAAGGCGAAGGAGAGGAGAGACAAGGAGAGCGGCCACGAGAAAGAGAGAGGAAAGAGCCGAGAGAAAGAGCGAGGCAGAGAGAGGAAGAGAGAUCGGAAGACGUCUUCCGACGAGAAGCGGAGAGAGGACAAGUCGAAGUCCUUGCAUUCGUCUGCGGUAGAGGAUCAGAAGAAAAAGACUCGGACGGGUGACCGCGAAAGCCGAAAGGCGAGGAAGUCCGGAAGGAAGAGGAGCCGAAGCGGCGAGCGUGGAAAAGGCGAGAAGGGAGACAGGCGCGAAGCGGCGAAGCGAGACAGAGAAAGAUCGCGCAAAGACGACAGGUCGGAACACAAGCGAAGGCGAACAGAAAAAGACUCGCGAGAGAAGAGACGCCGCGACGUGAAGAAAAGAGACGAUCGAGACGAGAGACGGAGACGGAGGUCGCGCUCCAGUCGAAGUCGCUCCUCAGUUCGAUCGAGAUCCCGCAGCGACAUCUCGCCAUACCGACGACGACAUUACCGGUCGCGAUCCCCGCGGAGUCGGUCGCACCGGUUCAAGCGCCGCCCGCCUUCUUCGCCUCGUGUCUUCUAUUCGUCUGCUCGACCGGCGGGGCGAGGCGACGGGUCGCCUGCGGCUCGCGCGUCUUCGCGUCCGUGGUGGGAAUCGGUGUGCACGAAUCAGCUGGCCGAGCAGGAGCGCGUGAGGAAGGACGAGCGCGAUAACGGUCGCCAUGCGCAGAAGCGGUGUACGCCGUGUAACUUCAUGUUUGCGCGGGGCGGCUGCAAGUACGGGAACAGCUGCAACUUUUGCCACCACGAAGAACAUCGUCGCCACAUGGACACGUUGAUGAACGCGUUUCGGUCGAGGAACAGCCCCUCGGUGACGCGUCGCCUACCUGCCCGGAGGAGCCGGGAGGCAGAGCGUUCGUACCUGUCCGUCGACUCUUCCUCCUCGUCCAGUCGCGGGCAUUUCUCUUCAAGAUCCCAGUCGAUCUCGUCCGAGUCGUCGAGGAGCGCCGGCAGCCCCAGGCGCUCGCCCUCUCCGCGACGGCGAAGAUUCUCCGGCAGCGUCUCUCGAUCCAGGUCUGUUUCCCUCUCAGGGGACCGCCAGCGCAGAGGCCGCCGCUCCAGCUCAAAGCAGGCGAUGAUUCGCCAGCAACACGAGAGCAGGAGAUGCAGGCCUUGUCGCUUUGUUUUCAGCUCGGGCGGAUGCCGGAAAGACAGCGCAUGCGACUUCUGCCACGACCCGUCGCACAACCGAGACCUGAGGUCGCCCUUCACGCACCGCUCGAACUUCCCCGCCAGGCGCUCCAGCUUCGACGAAAGAGACUAA